This is a messenger RNA of Exophiala oligosperma, 213 nucleotides long. RefSeq lists its product as uncharacterized. NCBI's taxonomy places the organism in Eukaryota, Fungi, Ascomycota, Eurotiomycetes, Chaetothyriales, Herpotrichiellaceae. The record is from RefSeq and is a predicted model, not a curated record. The transcript has a single exon. Bases 1 to 213 code for a protein of 70 amino acids.
AUGAAGGGGUUUCUCAUCCUAGACGAGGACAUGGGUUCGGCGUAUAAGGAGGAGUUUGAGCAAAAUAUGACCAAGUGGUUACAGGAUGGUUCCAUCAAGGGAGUGAUGAGUGUGACGGACGGCAUGGAUGCUGCGGCCACGGGCUUGGUGGGCAUGUUGACCGGACAGAACUUUGGCAAAGCCAUCUUGAAGAUAGCGGAUCUUAAUUGUUAA